UCAAAGCCGACGUCGGUGACUGGGUGGAGGUGAGGAAGGAACAGUGUUGAGGUGUGAGGAGGAUGUUGCUUACCAGGUCACUGCGAGGCUCUGUGUGUGUGUUGAGGCACCACAGGGCUCAACACCACUACCACAAUGACACUGUCAACACCGUGGGGUCUUCACCUGACAAACAUUCUCCAGAGUUCCAGGAAAAUGAGUCAAGAAUGGCUGCCUUGGUGGGUGAACUGCGGGGUCGUACCGACACUAUUGCACUUGGGGGCGGAGAAAAGGCUAUUGAGCGCCAUAAGAGUAAAGGUAAACUUUUGGUUCGUGAACGCAUCAGUCAGCUGAUUGACCCAAGCACCCCAUUUUUGGAACUGUCACAACUGGCAGGUUACCGACUGUAUGGCAAGGAGGAGGUGCCGGCAGGUGGUAUCAUCACCGGGAUUGGCAAGAUUUCUGGUGUGGAGUGUAUGAUAGUGGGGAAUGAUGCCACUGUAAAGGGAGGGAGUUACUAUCCUAUCACUGUCAAGAAGCAUCUGAGGGCACAGGAAAUUGCACAAGAAAACAACCUGCCAUGUGUUUACCUUGUGGAUUCAGGCGGGGCCAACCUCCCACGUCAGGCUGAUGUCUUUCCUGAUCGAGAUCAUUUUGGCAGAAUCUUCUACAAUCAGGCAAACUUGUCAUCACAGGGCAUUUCACAGAUUGCAGUUGUCCUUGGGUCUUGUACGGCCGGUGGAGCGUACGUCCCGGCCAUGGCUGAUGAAUCUGUUAUUGUUCGACGUCAAGGAACUAUAUUCCUAGCUGGGCCACCACUUGUUAAGGCAGCGACUGGAGAAGAAAUAUCAUCAGAAGACUUGGGUGGAGCUGACCUGCACUGUGGAAAAUCAGGUGUGACUGAUCAUUAUGCUCUAGAUGACACUCAUGCCCUUCAUCUUGCAAGAAGAAUUGUGCGCACACUCAACCGUACAAAGAACCCUCAGACCUCGAUCAGAGAGGUUAAGGAACCCCUGUUUGCUGCUCAUGAUCUGUACGGCAUUGUUGGCGACAACCUCAAGAAAACAUAUGAUGUGAGGGAGGUGAUUGGGCGAGUUGUUGAUGGCUCAGAGUUUGAUGAAUUUAAGGCUCGGUACGGAGAAACUCUGGUGUGUGGAUUUGGCCGCCUGUAUGGUUAUCCUGUGGGGAUCAUUGGAAAUAAUGGUGUGCUAUUUUCUGAGUCUGCACUUAAAGGAACACAUUUCAUUGAGCUCUGCUGCCAACGGAAGAUUCCUUUGAUCUUCUUACAGAAUAUUACAGGUUUUAUGGUUGGUCGUGAGGCAGAGGCUGGAGGUAUUGCCAAGAAUGGAGCCAAAAUGGUGACGGCUGUGGCUUGUGCCCAAGUUCCCAAGUUUACCGUCGUUAUCGGAGGGUCGUACGGCGCAGGCAACUAUGGCAUGUGUGGAAGAGCCUAUGGGCCCCGGUUUAUGUACAUGUGGCCAAAUAGUCGCAUCAGUGUAAUGGGUGGUGAGCAGGCGGCGGGUGUACUGGCACAGAUCACGCGAGAACAGCGACGCCGCGAAGGCAAAGAGUGGACAGAUGAAGAGGAACAGGCACUCAAGGCUCCUAUUAUUAAACGUUUCGAAGCAGAAGGAUCUCCGUACUUCUCCAGUGCACGUUUGUGGGACGACGGUGUGAUUGACCCAGUGGACACUCGGCAUGUCCUUGGACUCUCACUGUCGGCAUCUCUCAAUGCUUCUAUUCCCAAGACAAACUUUGGUGUAUUUAGAAUGUAAUUAGAAGAUGUUGUAGCAUAUUUCUAGCAGCUUAAUCCAAGAGAAAAUAAUUAUCAAGUUUCAAGAUUAUGCAUCUAACACUAUGUACAUACUGUAUGUACUUUGUAUACUGUGAUUUUGUAAAGGUAUUGGUGUGAAGUAAUAUUUCCUCAAGUAAAAUUCAUACUAUUUAAUGUCAGCUAAACACAAGGAUUAUUAGCAGUUUAUUUACAUUUGUACCUUUCUUGGUUUCAGGGAUGCUGUAGCUUAGAAUAGAUAAUGUUAACUAAUUUUGGUAUGUUCAAAAGUAGUACUAACUCUAAGAUCAUAUAGCAGUUUAUUGAAAUGCUUUGGGACUUGUGUAGAUUUUCUUUCCCUUUCCUGCUAAAUACAGUAUAGGGCAGCUGGACUCGAGCAAAAAUAUGCACCCGUUCUCCCUUCACUUGUUUGAAUCUUAAUAAAGAUAAAUAAUAUUUUUACAGUAAGCAAAAUAAUAUUGGACCAAGAGGUUGUGUAUUGAUCAGUGUUUUAUAGGUAAUAUCUGCAGCAACUUCUUUUUUAAUUUGUAUUGAUUUAUUCCUCUACAGCUUUUUUCUUGUUCACAUCUUGUUAAUAUUCACCUGACUAGCCAUCUCUCACUAUACAACACACGACUAAUAAAGAAGCUCAUUUGUAUAACCCAACGAACCCCAGGUAUACUAAGGUCAAAAAUAAGCUCCAGUGAUUUAUUGAUUCCAGUCAUUAUAAGCCCCAAGGUAAUCAAAGCUAGCUGUUAAGGCUGGGACCCAGUCUAAAUGGUUAAGUUAAAAGUAGGGCCUUGUAGGACUGGGGCCCAUUUGACCUGUGACUAUGUGAUAAUACCGUUCAUGCACUUGAACUACAUAACUGUUGACUCUUAGUGUCCUCUCUCCUCCCCAUCACCUGAGUUGCAUCUAUUUUUCUCAGUUAUCCUUUUUUUGUUGCCUCCUCCAUAUGUUUAUUCCAUUCAGUAUUCUGCCCUUCCCAUUUUCAAUCACUUGUUUCCCCAUUCCAUAUCUCCCUCCCACAGGCAUUUAUAUUUGUCACUGUUCCAGCUUCACCAUCAAGAUUAACUUCUUACUUGGUUCACAUUCACAACUUCCUUUUUUCCCCUAUGUAUCUCAUUCCCUCUUUUUAGUAUGGCAUUCAGAUUAUCAAUUAAUAUUGUACUUAUAGUUCCAUCAGUAACCUUUCCGAUGUAUAGCCAAUAGAAUACUUAGCACUUUUGUGGGGCCAUAAUGCACAAUGUUUCAAGCUGGAGACAUAAAAACCUGAAUGGUGUCCCUCAAGUAUUGAAUAGGGAGUGACAAAUCUAUCCUUUAUCGGUCCGUGAUACACUAUGCUACCAGACCCACUCGGUUGAUGCCGUGGGUCAACUUGACAACGUCGGCUUUGGGAGCCUACAUUGUGACUGUGGACGGGUUUCCCCUUCAGUUCUUCACAGGCAGUAUACUGAGCAUUUCAUGUUGAGGUGACAAGUUUCUCUUUAAAAUUUCUUUAACCUGUAUUUUUUUUUUUCAAACCUCUUACAUCUUAAUGUUGGUGGGCAGAAACAUGAGCAGGUGCACAGACACACACACACACACACACACACACGUUUUAAUGCACAAAUACUGUACACAUGAGGGAUUAAACAUGUACACUGUAUAUUACUUUGAAAUAUUAAGAACACUUUUUACAAAGUGUACAUUUGUUGUACAUCGUUUUGAAACCAAUUACAUUUGCAAUACAGGUACUUUUUUUUUAAAUUCUUCUGUUGGCAGGUUUUUAAAUAUAUACCGGUAGUACUUGUAUCAAGACUUGUUCCUGUUUUUGGCACGUUUAUGCGAAGCGCUGUUAUAGACCAUGUCACUCACUUUUAGAACUGGUAAUGAGGGUCAGUUGGGAGAAUCAAUAUUGUACAUGUGUAGGAGAGUCUCAGUAUUUUGCCUUUCUGAACACUGCUGUUGAGAUAAUUUUCAGUAAUGGGUGGCACAAAAAUAUAUACACCUAGACCCCGACUUACGACGGGGUUAGGGACCCAAAUCCAGGUCGUAAGUCCGACAU
Messenger RNA from Homarus americanus (American lobster), 3797 nucleotides. It is a transcript of the gene Mccc2, whose product is annotated as methylcrotonoyl-CoA carboxylase beta chain, mitochondrial-like. Gene Ontology annotation, molecular function: methylcrotonoyl-CoA carboxylase activity. The transcript is spliced from 12 exons. The coding region runs from base 63 to 1754 and encodes 563 amino acids. Gene Ontology annotation, cellular component: mitochondrion; methylcrotonoyl-CoA carboxylase complex. NCBI's taxonomy places the organism in Eukaryota, Metazoa, Arthropoda, Malacostraca, Decapoda, Nephropidae. Gene Ontology annotation, biological process: L-leucine catabolic process. The record is from RefSeq and is a predicted model, not a curated record.